GGUGCAUAUGCUCUGACAAAACCGUCGCCUCAGAACACAGCCUCCAUUUACCCUUGAUCGGACACACAUGAACACAAACUCCACCGUCUGCCACGUGGUGGCGGUCCCUUUUCCCGGGAGAGGCCACGUCAACCCCAUGAUCAACCUCUGCAAACUACUAGCUUCAAAGAAAGACAACAUUCGAAUCACCAUUGUCGUCACAGAGGAGUGGCAUGGCUUCAUAGCCUCCGAUCCCCAGCCUCACCAACUCAGCUUCUCUACCAUCCCAAACGUUCUUCCAUCUGAACUAGUUCGCAGUCAGAACUACCCUGGAUUUUACGAAGCUGUGAUGACGAAAAUGGAAGCUCCAUUUGAAGAGUUAAUGGGUCGAACUCAGCCUCCGGUGACGGCGAUUAUAGCCGACACCGAACUUCUCUGGGCCAUUCCCGCCGCCCGCCUGAGGAAUAUUCCGGUGGCGUCGCUCUGGACGGCAUCGGCGUCAGUCUUUGCAACCAAAUGUGAAGAGUUAAAGAUGGGUUUGUUAGAUGGAGAUCAGAAAUUGGACCAAAAGGGAGAGAUUGGAGAGCUAGAGGACCCAAGAGUAACCAAGCUUGCUAUGGAGUGCACUUCAAUUGUUUCGAAAGCGAAUUACUUACUAUUGAGUUCAGUGUAUGAGCUUGAAUCCAAAGUUAUAGACUCUUUACAAGCAGAGUACACUUUACCUGUGUACCCAAUUGGUCCUGCAAUACCUUAUUUAGAGCUAGAAUGUGACAAUGGCCUUGACUAUCUGAAAUGGCUAGAUUCCCAACCUAAAGACUCUGUCUUGUACAUUUCAUUGGGGAGUUUUCUAUCGGUUUCGAGUGCCCAAAUGGAUGAAAUUGCUGCCGGGCUUCGAAAGAGUGGGAUUCGGUUCUUGUGGGUUGCUAGGAGAGAGAGUGCCAGGUUGAAAGAGAAGUGUGGUGAUAUGGGGUUAGUGGUGCCAUGGUGUAAGCAAUUGAAGGUCUUGUGUCAUGCUUCUGUUGGUGGUUUUUGGACUCAUUGUGGGUGGAACUCAACCCUGGAAGCUGUGUUUUCUGGUGUUCCAAUGCUUACUUCACCUUUGGCUUUUGAUCAAUUUCCUAACAGCAAGCAAAUUGUUAAAGAGUGGAAUAUUGGCCGUGAGAGGGUUAAGAGAGAUGUACGAGGUAAUCAUGAUUUGAUGACAAGGGAAGAUAUUGUUGAUAUUGUGCAAAGAUUCAUGGAUCUUGAAAGCAGUGACGGAAAGGAGAUGAGAAAAAAAGUGAAGGAACUCAGCAAUUUGUGUCAAGGAGCAAUUGCAAAAGGUGGUUCAUCUGAUAAGAAACUUGAUGAUUUUAUCAGUGAUAUAACCAAAGCUGCAGCCAUCUGAUACAACCUCUUAUCCAUAGCAUGAUGACAAUGGUAUGUGCAUCACUUGUAGGUUCAAUACUUCAAUAUAUUCGAAUUAGUCUUUAUGUCUAAAUUGGUGAAUCUAGAUACUUAUACGUGAUGACAAUGCUAUGUACAUGGUCUUAUAGGUUCAAUAUAUGUUUUGAAAUCUAAAUAACUGCUUAAUGGUAAUAGCAAAACUUUAUAUA
Messenger RNA from Fragaria vesca subsp. vesca, 1574 nucleotides. Its product is annotated as UDP-glycosyltransferase 87A1-like. Bases 68 to 1366 code for a protein of 432 amino acids. Lineage: Eukaryota; Viridiplantae; Streptophyta; Magnoliopsida; Rosales; Rosaceae. The transcript has 2 exons. Gene Ontology annotation, molecular function: UDP-glycosyltransferase activity. The record is from RefSeq and is a predicted model, not a curated record.